Molecule: messenger RNA, 952 nt
Organism: Cucurbita moschata (crookneck pumpkin)
Lineage: Eukaryota; Viridiplantae; Streptophyta; Magnoliopsida; Cucurbitales; Cucurbitaceae
Product: zinc finger protein ZAT5-like
Exons: 1
Coding region: 63-851 (262 amino acids)
Source: RefSeq, a predicted model, not a curated record
UUCUCUCUCUCUCUUACUUUUCUCACUCAAAACUUGCAAAAGUUUUGAUUUUGAUUGAUUUCAUGGAAACCCCAAAUGAGUUUAUGGGAUCUAAUGAUCAGAUUCAUGUGGUUGCUGUUAAAGGUCGUCGGAACAAGCGUAUGCGUCUUAUUUGUGGUGGUUUUGAGGUGACUUCCUCCUCCUCUUGCGGCGGUGGAGGCGGCGGAGAGGAAUUCCCCGCCGCUUCUUCCUAUGUCUCCGGUGAAAUUAGUACUGAGGAGGAAGAGGAUAUGGCGAAUUGUUUGAUUCUUUUGGCUCAAGGAGACGGCCAUCGCCGGCAGAGGCAAGCGCUUCACGACCGUACAACAACAGGGUUUUAUGUUUAUGAGUGCAAGAUAUGUAAUCGGCGUUUCAAUUCGUUUCAAGCCCUCGGCGGCCACCGUGCUAGCCAUAAGAAGCCUAAGCCGCCGGCGCCGAUCGUUGCCACUGCCACCGCCAUGGCGGUGGAGGAACGAGUAGAGGCAGAAUUCAACAAGAUGGUUCCCGUCGCCGCCGCCGCCGCCGCCGUAACGAACUUUCAAAUCCAAAAGGGAGGAAAAGUUCAUGAGUGUUCUAUUUGUGGAUUGGAAUUUAGUUCAGGGCAAGCGUUGGGAGGGCACAUGAGAAGGCACAGAGCCACGGCGGCGGUGACGACGGCACAACAAGAAAACCACCAUAAUUCUUCAGGGGAGAUUAAGCGAAGGAACAUUCUAGAAUUGGAUCUGAAUUUACCGGCGCCGGAGGAGGAUCUCCGGGAGACAAAGUUUCAAUUUACGGCAACCCCACAAACAAUUGUAUUCGCAGCACCAACUUUGGUGGAUUGCCAUUAUUGAAGAAAUUACAAUAUUGGAUUAUUAAUGCUUUGUUUUAAUUACUUAAUAGUGAUUAAAUAUUCUUUGAAGCUAUAAUGAAAUUGUUGGUUUUUUGGUGUUCA